Melospiza georgiana is the source of this 2161-nucleotide messenger RNA. RefSeq names its product coenzyme Q9 (gene COQ9). The transcript has 8 exons. Lineage: Eukaryota; Metazoa; Chordata; Aves; Passeriformes; Passerellidae. Gene Ontology annotation, biological process: ubiquinone biosynthetic process. Gene Ontology annotation, molecular function: lipid binding. The record is from RefSeq and is a predicted model, not a curated record. Bases 16 to 1116 code for a protein of 366 amino acids. Gene Ontology annotation, cellular component: mitochondrial inner membrane.
CUGCCCGCUUCCAAGAUGGCGGCGGCGGGCGGGCUGCGGCGCGCGGGCUGGCGGCUGUGGCGGGCACGGCGCGCGGUGGUCAGGUGCCAGCAGUACCCGCCCCUCCGGGCUCUCCAGGCCUCCGCCGCGCUCAGAGCAGCCUCCGAUGAGCACAAGAAGGAGCCAUGGGCAUCCUCCUCCCAGCAGCACUUUGAUUCACCUCCAGCUGGGCACCAGCCUGAAGAGAAACCUCAGGGCCCUCACCCCAGUUACACUGGCCAGGGCGGCCAGCAGUCUGAGGACUAUGAGAGCGAGGAGCAGCUGCAGCAUCGAAUCCUCACAGCGGCGCUGGAGUUUGUGCCUGAGCAUGGCUGGACUGCAGAGGCCAUUGCAGAGGGAGCCAAGACCCUGGGCCUCUCUGUUGCUGCAGCAGGGCUGUUUCACAGCGAUGGCAGUGAACUGAUCCUGCACUUUGUGUCUGACUGCAACACCAAACUGUCCGAGCUGCUGAAGAAGGAGCAGAAACUAGUGCAGCUGGGUGAAGCAGAGAAGAAGCCUGUAGAUGAAUUCCUGAGAGAUGCUGUGGAAGCCAGACUGAGGAUGCUGAUUCCAUACAUUGAGAAAUGGCCCCAGGCCCUGAGUGUCCUGCUGCUCCCACGUAACAUCCCUUCCAGCCUCAGCCUCCUCACCAGCAUGAUUGAUGAUAUCUGGCACUAUGCUGGGGACCAGUCCACAGAUUUUAACUGGUACACCCGGCGGGCAGUGCUCACUGCCAUCUACAACACCACGGAGCUGGUCAUGAUGCAGGACUCGUCCCCUGGCUUCGAGGACACCUGGCGCUUCCUGGAGAACAGAGUGGCUGAUGCCAUGGCCAUGAGCAAUACAGCCACCCAGGUACAAUCCACUGGAGAAGCUGUUGUCCAGGGCCUGAUGGGAGCUGCAGUUACUGUAAGUAAUGCUGGAACCUUCAGGGCUGUGAGAGCAGAAUUGCUCCUGAAUGUCAGCAGGUGUUUUCCUCCCAAAUCUAGAGGACAACAUGGAAAAACUGUCAUCUUUCAUAACUUAGAUUUAUUUAAGGGUGAUUUCCUUGGUAGUCUGAGGUUAGCUCACUGUUUUGUGGUGGAAGCACUUGAAUAGAGCAUAAGGAAAUUAAGUCUGAAGCUGCAGGGUGAGCUUUAGGGAUGAGAGACAGGUGAUCAGAAUAAAUACAGCUGUUCUCCAUUGCUUGUCACAAGGUCUCUCCCUGUGCCAGGCUCUGUGCUGGAAAUCUUGACAGAGGCUCAGUGGCCCCAGUCCCUGAGCCACAGCAUGGUGACUUCCUCAAGCUCUGUCAUUGGACUCCAGUGUCCUUCCAAGAAUUCCUCCACUUCUUGGUAGUGUCCUGGACUGCUUUCUGUCAGGGAACUGCACUUCUUCUGGGAUACAAAAUAACCCUCUGUGUACCCAAGAGUGGCUUCUGAAGGCCUUCAGGGCCUCGCUGUGAUUCUAUUUUUGGACAACUCCCGUUAGUUAGUAACAAAGUGAUUUUCUUGUUAUGGGACAAGUAGGCUGGAACAUAAUUUAGACAUUGUAACUGAUGAAGCACUUGUCAAGAAUUUCUCCCACCUCCUUUCCCCUGCAGUUGUGGUGGGAUUUGGUGUCUCUCAGGCUCUCUCCUGUCUCAUACCUGCGUGUGCCAAGAGGAUCCUCCCCUAGAGAAGCCCCGGGCUCUGUUUUACAUCCACACGGUGCCCCCGGGUCUGGGAUGUCUCCCUCUGUCCCUGCAGCAGAUGCAGUGCCCAGAUAAACCUGGCUGCAUCCUGAAGGGGGUGGGCUGUGGUCAGGCGGCUUUAGGGCAGAAUCAUCCCCGUACAUUCCGGACAGGGGAGCGCAUUCCGGACCUCCCACAGGUGCAGGGGUCCCGAGGAGGUGUACAGGAGUGCUGAGCUCUGCAGCUCUCUGCAAAAUGGAUGAGCCAAAUGAAGCCCCAAAAGCAAAAAAUCACUGCCGAGGUCUGUGGGGCCACAGAAAUAAACCCAAACCUGCUGACCGGGAGGGCAGGCUCCGGUGCGAGGGGCGGCCGGAGUUUGGUUCUUGUCCAUCCCCAAACCACAGAGAUCCCUCUCGGCCCCGCAUCUCUGCUCGUAGCACACCGGCCUCCCCUCGGCACCCGCCCGGGACAGGAGCGCUAAACCCCGUUCUC